AUUCCCGGCAGCCCCUGCGAAGGAGCUCUCGCGAGGUGUAAGGAGACACGUACGCGGAAGGAGCAAGCAGUAGCAGGCGGCAGAGCUGGCGUAAGGGAGCUAGUGGUUUAGGUAGCAGCCUCCAUCAUGCUCAAAGCUGUGAUCCUCAUUGGAGGCCCUCAAAAGGGGACUCGCUUCAGGCCUCUGUCUUUUGAGGUGCCCAAACCACUGUUUCCUGUGGCAGGCGUCCCUAUGAUCCAGCACCAUAUAGAAGCCUGUGCUCAGGUCCCUGGGAUGCAGGAGAUUCUACUCAUUGGCUUCUACCAGCCCGAUGAGGUCCUCACUCAGUUCCUAGAAGCUGCCCAGCAAGAGUUUAACCUUCCAGUCAGGUACCUGCAGGAGUUUGCUCCCCUCGGCACAGGAGGUGGUCUCUACCAUUUUCGGGACCAGAUCCUGGCUGGGGCACCUGAGGCGUUCUUCGUGCUCAAUGCUGAUGUCUGCUCUGACUUCCCUCUGAACGCUAUGUUGGAUACUCACAGGCGCCAGCGCCACCCCUUCUUGCUCCUAGGCACCACAGCUAACAGGACGCAGUCCCUCAACUACGGCUGCAUCGUUGAGAACCCACAGACACAUGAGGUCCUACACUAUGUGGAGAAACCCAGCACCUUCAUCAGUGACAUCAUCAACUGUGGCAUCUACCUUUUUUCCCCAGAAGCCCUGAAGCCUCUUCGGGAUGUUUUCCAGCGUAAUCAGCAGGAUGGGCAACUGGAGGAUGGCUCAUGGCCUGGGGCAGGGACCAUCCGACUGGAGCAGGAUGUGUUCUCAGCCCUGGCUGGGCAAGGCCAAAUCUAUGUGCACCUCACCGAUGGUAUCUGGAGCCAGAUCAAGUCUGCAGGCUCAGCCCUCUAUGCCUCCCGCCUCUAUCUGAGCCGAUACCAGAUCACUCACCCAGAACGGCUGGCCAAACACACUCCUGGGGGCCCACGAAUCAGAGGAAAUGUUUACAUCCAUCCAACUGCUAAAGUGGCCCCAUCAGCUGUGCUGGGCCCCAAUGUCUCCAUUGGGAAGGGGGUAACAGUAGGUGAUGGUGUGCGUCUACGAGAGAGCAUUGUCCUCCAUGGAGCCACUUUGCAGGAGCACACCUGUGUCCUUCACAGCAUUGUGGGCUGGGGGAGCACUGUGGGGCGCUGGUCUCGUGUAGAGGGCACUCCCAAUGACCCCAAUCCCAAUGACCCCCGAGCUCGCAUGGACAGUGAGAGCCUCUUCAAGGAUGGAAAGCUACUUCCUGCCAUCACUAUCCUGGGCUGCCGAGUCCGGAUCCCUGCCGAGGUGCUCAUCUUGAAUUCGAUUGUUCUGCCACACAAGGAGCUGAGUCGAAGCUUCACCAACCAAAUCAUCUUGUGAGGGUGCUGCCAAAAAGCCCCCAGGACUCCUGCCCACUCUCCUUUGGGCUGCUGCCUGCCUGGCCAGCUUUGACCUGAUGAAGCCACCUUGUGGGGAGACAGGUGUGUGGCCAUGGACACCUGGCUUCCCUCCCCGCUCCCAAAUAAACCCCUAUGAACCUUGGA
Messenger RNA from Meriones unguiculatus (Mongolian gerbil), 1547 nucleotides. It is a transcript of the gene Gmppa, whose product is annotated as GDP-mannose pyrophosphorylase A. The record is from RefSeq and is a predicted model, not a curated record. Gene Ontology annotation, molecular function: transferase activity. Gene Ontology annotation, cellular component: cytoplasm. The coding region runs from base 127 to 1383 and encodes 418 amino acids. NCBI's taxonomy places the organism in Eukaryota, Metazoa, Chordata, Mammalia, Rodentia, Muridae. The transcript is spliced from 13 exons. Gene Ontology annotation, biological process: biosynthetic process.